This is a messenger RNA of Gigantopelta aegis, 1478 nucleotides long. Its product is annotated as general transcription factor IIF subunit 2-like. The transcript has 7 exons. Gene Ontology annotation, cellular component: transcription factor TFIIF complex. The coding region runs from base 113 to 913 and encodes 266 amino acids. The record is from RefSeq and is a predicted model, not a curated record. Lineage: Eukaryota; Metazoa; Mollusca; Gastropoda; Neomphalida; Peltospiridae. Gene Ontology annotation, biological process: transcription by RNA polymerase II; transcription initiation at RNA polymerase II promoter.
UUUGGUCGAGGCUUUUACUUUUUGAGUUGACAAAACUGUAGUGAAAACGAAUGUGUUGGUCAAAUAACUAAACACAUAUUUCGAGUUUGUUACACACUGUUGAUCCGGUGCGAUGCAGAACCCAGAAAAGGGACACGAACCAAAGGAUUUAGAUCUAACCUUUGCAAGUCGAGGGGUAUGGUUGGUUAAGGUCCCCAAGUAUUUAUCUGAAAGAUGGCAGAAGGCAAAAGCAAGUUCAGAUGUUGGAAAACUCAGAAUUACUCGUUCAAAGUUUCCUGGUCAAAAAACGGAAGUUGCAUUUAAUCUAAAUGAGCAGCUGGCCAGCAUAAACACGGGAACGGGCAAGGUCCCACAGGAACACAAGUUUACGAUGACGGCGCUUCGCACACAGAACCUCGUCGUCAUGUCACAGUUGGGGGUUUAUGUGAAGAAAGAAUCAGGCGGAGUGGUCACCAAGGAAGUUGUUGGAGAGAAGCUUGCAGUUGAGGGCAAAGUCAUUCAACGAGCAGAGUGCAUUCCAAUAAAUAACGACUCCUACCGCACUUUAAAGAAGAAACAGUGGAUUCUGCAAAACCAGCCAAAACGCGAAGUGAAGCAAAUCGACACAAUCGUGCAGAGCUACAAACCUGUCAGCCAUCACCCAGCACAGCUGGAAAACGAGAAGAAGAAGAAAGAGGAAGGAAAGAGAUCGCGAGCCGACAGAGAUCAAGUGUUGGAUAUGUUGUUCAGUGCAUUUGAGAAACAUCAGUACUACAACGUCAAGGACCUCGUGAAGAUCACAAAACAACCAGUACCUUAUUUAAAAGAGAUUUUGAAGGAGAUAUGCAGUUACAACAUGAAGGCGCCACACCGCAACAUGUGGGAAUUGAAACCCGAAUACCGGCAUUAUAAACAGUCGGCACCUCCCACAUAGUAGUUACCUCCCAAAUUGUUAACAACUACGAUAAAUUACUCUUCUUACCUUUAAUUACUGUCACAUUUUCUCCACUUUUUGUCCAAACCCAAGUGGAACUAUCACUUCAACAUCACAUGAUGACAUCAUCGAUUGGCACGCAGAACAUCGACCAAACAAGUUGAAUGAUAUGAAUUAAGAUAGAUUAUGGAUAAUAAGUAGGAUAUUAAACUCGCUACCAUUUUGUAUCAUGUCAAAAAAACACAUUACAUUGAAAUGGAUUCCACAUAUUACACUGACACCAUAUCAUCUAUAUCGACUCCGUUAAGAUCUACUUGGAAAAAACAUGCAAUUUUUCACCGUCUGCCUAUUUAAAAAUAUUUAUGGAAUACUGUAAGAGAGUUGGAAGCCUCCUAAGUAUGUGACGUAAUUAAUCUGAUGUCAUGAUCAAUGCAUUAUAGUCGUAGGAUCGAACCACCUCGGCGGAUCCGUUCAACUGAUUGGUUUUUUUCUCAUUCCAACCAGUGCACCACAACUGGUUAAUUGUGCUUUCCUGUCUGUGGGAAAGUGAAUGUAAAAAAAAACC